ACGAAACCCCUCCUACUAAAAUGGGGAAAAGCUUCCAUCUUCUUCCUGCUGCCCUCUGUAAGUCUCAAAGCACCUCCUCUGUUCCAAUCUGCAAGAGGAGUUGUCAAUCUUUAGCUCCCAGGCUUGGCUCCGAAAACGAACCCACGAACCCUGAAGACCAAGAACGCCAAGAACAAGUCCGGAAACUCCGAGUACUUAUCCAGCAGGGUCGAUCCGAGACUGCUCAAAGACUCAUCAAAUCCCUCAUUCUUUCCAAAUCACCAUUCUCUUCAUCCUCUGAACUCUACAGUCUCUAUUCUCUCUCUUCACCUUCCACUAAACCCACUUUCACAAGCCUAUUCUUAUCUGUCUGUGCUGACUCAAAGCUCCCCAAUGAAGCCGAAGAGGUCUACAUGCUUAUCAGAAAAGAUGGUAAAUUUCCUAGUCUCUCUGCUUUCAAUCUUUUUCUGGAAUCUUUGGUAUCUACAAGGCAAUAUAGUAAAACCCUUGAAUUAUUUUCGAAUGCUGUCGAUUCUGGUAUUCGGGUUGAUAAGUUCAGCUACGGCAAAGCUAUACAGUCGGCAGUGAAGUUGGGGGAUUUGAGAAGGGGUUUGGAUUUGAUGAAUUGUAUGAGAAAAUGUGGACUGUGGCCUAAUGGAUUCGUUUACAACGUGUUGAUAAGUGGAUUGUGCAAAGAGAAGAGAAUCCAGGAUGCAAGAAAGCUGUUUGAUGAAAUGAUUGAAAGAAAAGUGUUUGCUAAUCGGGUUACCUAUAAUACCCUAAUUGAUGGGUAUUGCAAAGUUGGGAAUUUGGAAGAGGCAUUUAGCGUGAUAGAGUGUAUGAAAAUGGGCAAUGUGGAGCCAAAUUUGGUUACCUUUAAUUCGUUGCUUAGUGGGCUAUGCCGGGCGAAAAGGAUGGAGGAAGCUAAUAAAAUGUUGAAGGAGAUGGAGGCUUAUGGGUUUCUUCCUGAUGGGUUUACGUACAGUAUACUUUUUGAUGGGCAUUUGAGAUGUGGUAAUGGGGAGGGUAUGUUGGCAUUGUAUGAAGAGGCAGUUAAUAAAGGGGUGACAAUUAAUGAGUAUACUUGUAGUAUUUUGUUGAAUGUUUUGUGCAAGGAAGGGAAGAUGGAUAAGGUUGAGGAGGUUUUGAAGAAGUUGAUGGAAAAUGGGCUUGCUCCAACAGAGGUGAUAUUUAAUACUGUUGUGAAUGGGUAUUGCUGGUUGGGUAACAUGGGGAAGGCAAUUUCAACCAUUGAAGAAAUGAAAAAUCUUGGGGUGAAGCCGAGCUGCAUUACAUUCAAUACAGUGAUAAAUAAGUACUGUGAAUUGGGUAAUGUUGUUGAGGCAGAGGAAUGGGUAAAGAAGAUGGCAGAAAAGGGAGCAGCCCCCAAUGUGCAGACUUAUAACACUCUAAUUAAUAGCUAUGGACAGAGAUGCCAGUUUGGGAGGUGCUUUGAGAUUCUUGAGGAAAUAGAGAAUAAUGGGUUGAGGCCCAAUGUUGUAAGCUAUGGCUCUCUGAUAAAUUGUUUAUGCAAGGAUGGUAGGCUGCUUGAAGCUGAAGUACUUCUCAGAAGUAUGGAAGAUAGAGGGGUUUCAGUGAAUGCACAAAUAUAUAACAUGCUCAUUGAUGGUCAUUGCACUGGAGGAAACAUGAAAGAUGCCACCAGAUUUUUUGAAGAGAUGUUAAGAAAUGAUAUAAUUCCAACACUUGUGACAUAUAAUUCACUAGUUAACGGGCUUUGCAAAAAGGGUAAAGUAACAGAAGCUGAAGAAAUGGCUCUUCAGAUUACAAGUAAAGGUUUAAAGCCAGAUGUGAUCACAUACAAUACCCUAAUCUCAGGGUAUUCUAAUACAGGAAACACCCAGAAGUGUUUGGAGUUAUAUGAUGACUUGAAAAGGUUAGGCAUUAAGCCUACCUUAAACACAUUUCAUCCUUUAAUUAGUCAAUGCUGCAAGGAUGGGUUUGUGCUUUUAGAGAAAAUAUUUCAAGAAAUGUUGCAGAUGAACCUUACUCCCGAUCGAGUUGUGUACAAUGAACUCAUUUGUUGUUAUGCAGAGCAUGGAGAUGUCAAAAAAGCAUUUGUCUUGCACCAUGAGAUGUUGAAUCAGGGGAUUCACCCUGACAAAAUGACUUAUAAUGGCUUGAUUAUGGGGUGCUUUAAGGAGGGGAAGUUCCAGGAAGCAAAGAAUCUUGUCGAUGAUAUGAAGGCUAGAGGAGUGGUUCCUAAGGGGGAUACUUAUAGUGUAUUGAUCAAGGGAUAUUGCAAGCUUAAGGAUUUUUGUGGGGCAUAUGUUUGGUACAGACAAAUGUUUGAGAAUGGUUUUCUUCCUAGUUACAGUAUUUGUAAUGAGCUUACCUCUGGCCUUAGAGAGGAAGGAAAGUUGGAAGAGGCCACGAUUAUCUGCUCUGAAAUGAGUGUUAAAGGACUUGGGGAUUGGAGCAUAAGUGAGGAUCUUGCUACUGUUGCCAAAAUGUAAUGGAAAGACAAUAUACUCAGUCCAGCUGUCAGAAUCAUAAUUUUUUGCCAGAGACAGUCAUAGGGACUGCUGGAGUGUGGAAAAUUGCUGCAAUUGACGGGGCUGGAGGAUGGAAGAAUCGGAUAACAGUGGAGGAUAUGGAUUUGGCUGUUUGAGCUGAUCUCAAAGGUUCAGAAAAGAGGGGCCUUUGGAGUAGUCUUUAGAGACAGUGAAGGAAUCUUAAUACUGGGA
Messenger RNA from Ilex paraguariensis (yerba mate), 2687 nucleotides. The record is from the annotation of a GenBank genome assembly. Lineage: Eukaryota; Viridiplantae; Streptophyta; Magnoliopsida; Aquifoliales; Aquifoliaceae.